AUGACUUCUUUCACUUUUGACCAGUUUGUCGCCUUUGCGUCUGACAGUGCCGGUCUUGAACGCAUCCUCCGUGGCCUCCAAGCCCUCACCGCAAUCUUCUCAGCAUACCCAUCCCUCGUGGCCCUCGCCCUGCUAGACGCAGACCCACCAUUCCUCGAAGCUCUCGGCCCGCUACGAGGCCACCUCAACCUCACGCGCCGCUUCAUCCGCUUCUUCUGGUUCCUCAACUCGUUUGGCACGUCGUACAAUCUUUUCACCUCCAUCUCCUCGUCACCAUCUUCACCAGCCAAGAAGAGCCAGGGCGUGGGUCUGGAGACCUGGCUCGACAUCAUCAAGUUCACCCUUCUCGGCCUCUACGGUGGCCUCGAGUCCCUCACCCUCCCGGACCUCCUCGGCGUCCCGCAGAUCGCCUACUUUGGCGCCGAGCGCACGCGGGCGCUGAAUGUCGAGGCGCAGCGGUUUUGGCUUCUUGCGUUGGCGGCGGGUGUCUUUGCGAAUUUGACGAGGGUGCUCAAGGCUUUUGCGUACGCGCCAGUGCCGCAGCAUGGGUAUGGGUACGGCACGGGGGAAAAGCCGGGUGAGAAGAAGGCUACCAUUGAGGGAGGUGCUGAGAAGGAAACUGCUGCUGCUGCUGCUGCUGUCCCUGACGAAAAGAGAGGCGAUGAGGGAGGAGAGGACGAGAAGCUUGAUUGGGAGGCUGAACGUACUCGUCUCCGGGCUAUUGUCAUGAAGAGACGGGAGGAUAGGAAGCGGUGGCGGAGGGAGGUCGCGGUCAAGGUCAAGAGCCUUGGGCGCAAGAUCUUUUCCGACUCGUUGGAUUGCCUUAUUCCGGGCGUGAUUCUGGGCUGGGUCAACGUUCAGCCGGGAACUGUUGGGAUUGCCAUGUUCAUCACUACCAUCUUGAGCAGUAGAGAUAUUUGGGAUAGAUGCGGUGCGACUGUUAGUCAGAGAAGGAGCUCCUAA
Colletotrichum paranaense is the source of this 963-nucleotide messenger RNA. RefSeq names its product AoPex11B. Lineage: Eukaryota; Fungi; Ascomycota; Sordariomycetes; Glomerellales; Glomerellaceae. Bases 1 to 963 code for a protein of 320 amino acids. Gene Ontology annotation, cellular component: peroxisomal membrane. The record is from RefSeq and is a predicted model, not a curated record. Gene Ontology annotation, biological process: peroxisome fission. The transcript is spliced from 2 exons.